This is a messenger RNA of Salmo salar (Atlantic salmon), 2001 nucleotides long. It is a transcript of the gene slc25a21, whose product is annotated as solute carrier family 25 member 21. The record is from RefSeq and is a predicted model, not a curated record. NCBI's taxonomy places the organism in Eukaryota, Metazoa, Chordata, Actinopteri, Salmoniformes, Salmonidae.
UCUCUAUCUAUCUCUAUGGGCUACACAACUCGGAAAUUCAUAAUUUUGCUGUUGCGCUGGUCAACGUUACGCUCGAAGCGAAAUUGACAAGCGGCGGCAUAUGUCCAAAGAGUUUCUAUUGGAUAAAUUCAGGCAGACUAGCGAAACAAGAUGACAUCCCCCAAAAAGCAAGGUUUAUUACGGGAGGCAUCUCACCAGAUCAUUGCCGGUGGAUCAGCAGGUCUGGUGGAGAUUCUGUUGAUGCACCCUCUAGAUGUGGUGAAGACCAGGUUUCAGAUCCAGAGAGGCACCAGUGAUCCACACAACUACAAGAGCCUCGCUGACUGCUUUAGAACUGUCUUCCGCAAUGAAGGUAUAUAUGGCUUCUAUAAGGGGAUCCUCCCUCCAAUCAUGGCUGAGACCCCAAAGAGAGCAGUUAAGUUCUUCACCUUCGAACAGUACAAGAAGCUGCUGAGUCUCACCGGUCUGUCCGCUGGUCUAGCUCUGUCAGUAGCAGGUCUAGGGUCAGGUCUGACCGAGGCAUUGGUGGUCAACCCAUUUGAAGUGGUCAAAGUCGGCCUGCAGGCCAACAGAGAUUCUUUCCAAGUGCAGCCCUCCACGUUUGCCCAAGCACGGAACAUCAUCAACGCAGACGGCUUUGGCCUGCGAGGGCUGAAUAAAGGUUUAACGUCAACCCUGGGGCGCCACGGCGUCUUUAACAUGAUCUACUUUGGAUUCUACUUCAACGUCAAGGACGCCAUUCCUGCCAGCCAGGACCCAUCCCUGGAGUUCCUGAGGAAGUUUGCUAUUGGCCUGGCCUCAGGAACCAUCUCUUCCUGUGUCAACAUUCCCUUCGACGUGGCCAAAAGCCGCAUCCAGGCUCCCCAGCCCAUACCGGGAGAGAUCAAGUACCGGACCUGCUUCCAGACCAUGGGCCUGGUCUACCGGGAGGAGGGAUACUUGGCGCUGUACAAAGGACUGAUCCCCAAGAUCAUGAGACUCGGACCAGGUGGAGCUGUGAUGCUGCUGGUGUAUGAAUACGUAUCUGGAUGGUUAAAUAAGAACUGGUGAUGAGAAGAAGCCCACCAGCAUGCCUUAAGGUUCCCACCAGGCAGCCUAUUAGGAUGCCCACCAGGCAGUUUACUGAAGCGCACCAGGCAGCUGCCUUAAGGGGCCUGCUGUCUCAGGCUCCAACAUCCACUGGUCUCCCUAAACCCUGUGACCUCCAAUAGACUGUUCCAGCUAGUGCCCGUCCCAUACAUACAACCAUAGUAUGACCAGAGUACAACCAUAUUAUGACCAGAGUGCAACCAUAGUACAACCAGAAUACAACCAUAAGUCAACCAUAAUACAACCAGAAUACAACCGUAGUAUAACCGGAAUAGAACCAUAACGCAAAACACUGAUCUGUUAUCCAUAUUACAGCCAUACAACGUCCAAGCUCAUCUUCCAUUACACUCAAUAAUAAUCCACCUUGACAAAUCAAGGCCCUGCCUCAUUUAAUACACAAACAUUAUUGGGAACAACUUACACUUAUAAUACAAUAGCCAUGCAUGCCAUUACAUACUGUGUGCAUAGAUGAGCCCUAUAUUGUAUCUCGCUGCUAUACUAAUGUAAACCUAUUUAACAUACAGGGGGUUUAGAGUCCACUACAAACUAUUACACACACACACAGCCACGGUGUUCCAAGCCCAAAUGUCCAGAUUACACACACACACACACACACACACACACACACACACACACACACACACACACACACACACACACACACACACACACACACACACACAGUGCAUUAAUUCAAGAACGGAAUCAAGCACAGGAUGAAGCCUCCUGUAAAAUUCUGCCAAUUUUUGUACACAUUGAAUAGAAAUGACGAAAUCAUCAUAGAAGAGAGACUCGCAUUGAUAUCUUGAAAUAGUUUGUGAUUUUAAUGUAUUUUUUCAUAGAACAUCUUUUUCAAAGCCCCUAUGAAGCUGCCUACUUGUAUGUGACAGAUUAAAACGCAUCAAACUUGAA